This is a messenger RNA of Corapipo altera (White-ruffed manakin), 1706 nucleotides long. RefSeq names its product TELO2 interacting protein 2 (gene TTI2). The transcript is spliced from 7 exons. Gene Ontology annotation, cellular component: nucleoplasm; centrosome; cytosol. The coding region runs from base 162 to 1649 and encodes 495 amino acids. The record is from RefSeq and is a predicted model, not a curated record. NCBI's taxonomy places the organism in Eukaryota, Metazoa, Chordata, Aves, Passeriformes, Pipridae.
GGAGGUGCUGCAGGGACCGGCGGUCUCUGAAGGGUCUCUCAGGGGUUUUCGGGGUCUCUGAGGGUCUCUCGGGGGUCUCCGCGCCCCGGGAGGCGCUGCUGCCGGCAGGGAUGUGUAUUUAGCGCGGUUUUAGGGCGCGGGAGGCGCUGCCGGGUCGCGCCAUGGAUGUCAGUGGCCUGAGGCCGGAGGGGGGUCCCGAGCAGCCGCCGCCGCGCCCCUCGGUCCCCUCGGCCGAGCAGGUGCUGCUGCAGGCCCGGCUGUCGCUGUCCGGUGGCCCCGGAGCCCUCAGGGAGCUGCUGGAGGCGGCGGACCCGCGGUGGCUCGUCCUCGGGCCCGGCAGCCCCGCGGCGCUGGGCGAGCUGGCGGCCGCGCUGGGCGAGUUCGCGGCCCCCCCGGGGCGGGAGCAGGACGGAUCGGAGCCCCCCGGCCGGGGCAGGGAGCACGCUGCUGCGGCAGAGAGGGCGCAGCAGGUGGGCGCCGUGUUUGCCCUCCUGCUGAAGAAGCUGGAGGAUGCCAGGGGGAGCCAGGAAUGCCCCGGGGCGCCCGCGGUGGGUCCCGCGCUGCGCCGUGUGCUGGGACACAUCUACGUCUUCGCUGUCACACACCUCGAGGAGCGGCCCUGGACCACCGAGAGGAGCCGGGCGGUGGCCCGGGAGCUGCUGGAGACGCUGGUCCGGGCCGCGGGCUGCGCGUCCGUGGCUGAAUUCCUGCGGGGAAAGGAGGAGGAUGAGGAUGAGGAAGGAAGGUUUGGAGCAGUGAUGGGGCUCCUGAAACAGGAGUUAACCAAGGACACCUGGAAGCGCAACCCUGCCACCAAACACGUGUUCUGCUGGACGCUGCCCCACGUCACCCGGCCCUGGCUGGGCCCUCACCUGGAGCGGGUCCUGCCGCCCUCACUGCUCAUCUCCGACGACUUCCAGGAGGAGAACAAAGUGCUGGGAGUGCGGUGCCUGCACCACAUCGUCCUCAACGUGCCAGGUGCAGAUCUGUGCCAGUUCAACAGGGCCCAGGUGGUGUUCCAUGCCCUCUACAACCACCUCUACUCCCGGGAGGCUCCUCUCAUCCAGGCAGUGCUGCUGUGCCUGCUGGACCUGCUGCCCAUCCUGGAGCGAUCCCAGCGGCACCAGGGGCACCAGGGCCAGGUGAGACCCCGCUCCCAGUGCGACGAGGUGCUGCAGCUGGUCCUGACACACAUGGAGGGGGAGCAUCGGCUGGCGCUGAGGAGGGUCUACGGGGGGAUCCUGCCCGCCUUCGUCAGGAGACUCGGCAUCCUGGUGGUGCGGCACCUGAAGAGGCUGGAGCGAGUCAUCCUGGGCUACCUGGAAGUCUCUGAUGGCCCUGAGGAAGAAGCCAGACUGGGAAUACUGGAGACACUGCAGUGCACCAUAGAGCACGCCUGGCCCAGGAUGCCCUGCAGGCUCCCCGUGCUCCUCAAAGCCCUGCUGAGGCUGAUCUGGGACGUUCACACGGACCCGGGCCCGACGCCGGAGCCCGUCAGAGCCACCCUGCUCCAAAGGGCCACCCAGUGCCUCAUCCUGCUGGAUCACUGCUCCAGAGGGCAGGUGAAGGUGCUGCUGGAAGGGGUGUACAGCAGCUGUGAGGAGAACCGUGUGCGGGAAUGCAUCAGGAAGGUGCAGGAGAGCACGUGAGGAGGCUGACAGCACCCACCCCAAUUUUGUACAGUAAAACUGGUUUAUUUAUUUAAA